AUGACAUUACCCGAGCUUGUGCUCCGAUUCCACAACUGGAGACACGGCGUCGCCAAGCACCAGGCCACCGUCCGCAAGACCGACCGCCCGCUGCGCGCCGGCGCCCUCUCCGCCGCCUCCAUCAACUGGAUGGCCCUCUUCGACCCCGUCGCCAGCCACCCGGACAUUGUGCUGCACGCCGUCGCCGCGCGCUCCCUCACCCGCGCGCAAGCUCAGAUUGACCAGUACCGCCUCGGCCCGGACGUCCUCGCGUGCGGCUCGUACGAGGCCAUGCGGGCCAAGCUCUCCAUACAGCCGUCCCCGACGUCGGCGAGGGCGGUUGAGUGCUCGCUGCGCUGCGACCGGAGGCAGCCGAAGCCCUGGGGCGUGGUGCCCAAGAUCCGCUUCGACACGUUCGUCGGCGCGCACGUCGGGCAUUCCAUCGUCGUAAGACGCAAGGACGAGCAGGGAAGGUGGACGGGCCAGGAGGAGACGGUGAGGCGCUACGAGGGCGGCGAGCUGGAGGCGUUUGUGAGGGUGGUGAGGGCGGCGGAUGCGGGGGAUCGAGAGGCGGCGGAGAGGUUUCGCCCGUGGUGCGGCUUGGAGGAGAGCAGGGCGGUCAUCGCAGUGGUUGAUGCCAUCUACGACAAGGCUGGCCUGCCGAGGCGCUAG
Messenger RNA from Cordyceps fumosorosea ARSEF 2679, 651 nucleotides. RefSeq lists its product as hypothetical. NCBI's taxonomy places the organism in Eukaryota, Fungi, Ascomycota, Sordariomycetes, Hypocreales, Cordycipitaceae. The transcript has 4 exons. The record is from RefSeq and is a predicted model, not a curated record. Bases 1 to 651 code for a protein of 216 amino acids.